Messenger RNA from Solanum verrucosum, 609 nucleotides. Its product is annotated as 22.7 kDa class IV heat shock protein-like. The transcript has a single exon. The record is from RefSeq and is a predicted model, not a curated record. Lineage: Eukaryota; Viridiplantae; Streptophyta; Magnoliopsida; Solanales; Solanaceae. Gene Ontology annotation, biological process: protein complex oligomerization; response to salt stress; response to hydrogen peroxide. The coding region runs from base 16 to 582 and encodes 188 amino acids.
AAUCAGAAAAAAAAAAUGGCAAAAUCAAAUGUUGGUGUUAUGAGUUUUCUUGUCUUAGCAACGAUUCUAGCCAUUCUUCCAUCAAAAACCCAAGCUUUAAUGCCAUACACACGCCCAUUCUUCGACUUAAUGUUCCCACAAGAAGACCCAUUUAAGAUUCUUGAACAAAACCCACUUACAAGUAUUGAUCAAUCAAUGGCCUUAUUAGCUCGUUCAGAUUGGAAAGAAACAUCGAAAGAACACAUAAUAUCACUUGACAUUCCUGGGAUGAAAAAGGAAGAUAUCAAGAUCGAGGUUGAAGAAAACAGAGUAUUGAGAAUUAGCGGAGAGAGAAAAACAGAGAUGGAGAAUAUUGAAGGUGAGAAAUGGCAUAGAGUUGAGAGAACUUCUGGAAAGUUCUGGAGACAGUUUAAGCUUCCAAGGAAUGUUGAUUUGGAACAUAUUAAAGCUAAUUUAGAAAAUGGGGUGUUGAAGAUUACUGUACCAAAAUUGGCUGAAGAAGAGAAGAAACAGAGUAAAGUGAUUAGUAUUUAUGAAGAAGUAAAUGGUGCUGGUGGUGAAGAUAUUAAAGCUACAAUGUGAUUAUUUUUCAUAAUCAUCAUGUGUUUU